Molecule: messenger RNA, 3081 nt
Organism: Tetrahymena thermophila SB210
Lineage: Eukaryota; Ciliophora; Oligohymenophorea; Hymenostomatida; Tetrahymenidae
Product: kinase domain protein
Exons: 22
Biological process (GO): protein phosphorylation
Molecular function (GO): ATP binding; protein binding; protein kinase activity
Source: RefSeq, a predicted model, not a curated record
AUGAGUGUUAAGUAAACAAAGAAAGAAAUAGCUAACCUAGUGGUUAAUUGUCGCUCUUAAAAAAUCAGUAUUAAGAAGUUUUUCGAUUUAAUGAAGGUUUAACAAAAGCAUUACACUGACUUCUCCUAUUCAGGAAAUGGUGCGUUUUCAUUUGUGCUAAAAUCAACCAACAAAAAGACAGGUUAAAUCGUAGCUCUCAAAGUGACUGAAUGCAAUGAUAACGAAAUAAAUGGUAUGAAGGAGAUUGAAGAAGAAUAUAGACUGCUUAGAUAAUUUUCUAACUGUAAGUACAUCGUUUAGGUAUUUAAUUGUUUCUUUUUAACUGAAGAAGAAAGUUCAGAUGAAGAUAGCAGUAAUGAUGAAGAAGAAGAAGGAAAAAAAAAUGUUCAAAAGAGUAUCAAAUAACAAAAAAACCAAAAAAAUCUGUUCUUUGUUGUUGAGCAAGAGUUCUGUUAAACAAAUUUGGAAAAUUUCUUCACUCAAUGCAGAUUAAAAAAAUCUUACCCAUGCUAACAAUAGAAAGAAGUUAUGACAAUUUAAAUGCUUGAUUCUAUAGCCUAUCUUCACAGAUUUGAUUUACUUCAUAGGGAUAUCAAACCAUCAAAUUUUCUUCUUUCAUUAGAUGAGAAGGAAAUUCCUACUGUCAAGAUAUGUGAUUUGUCUUUUGCUUCUGCUCUUAAGAACAAUAAAUCCAUAAUUACAGUUUCUAAAAUUAAAGGAACUUAAGCUUAUUUUGCUCCAGAAGUAGAAAAAGGCAUUUACAAAAAAGGGUCAGACAUUUUCUCAUUAGGACUAGUUUUGUUAGAGUUAGAUAAUAUGUCAACUUUUAACUUUAAUGACACUACAAAUGAAGAUAAACUAGAAAUUAAAUUUGCUAAGAUUUUCCCUAAUUAUUAGAUUGACAGACAAUCAUAUAUCUAUAAGAUAGCUAACUAAUGUCUAAAUUACUCUGUAGAAAAUCGAAAAUAGGCCAUAGAUUUACUCAUUCAGUUCAUAUAAGAAAACUAAAAAUACUUAGCAGUUGAACUUUCUUCUGUAAUUAACAGAUCUUAAUUGUAGUAGAAAUCAGAGCAACUAAGCUAAAUUCAAAAAACUAUUAUAGAAAAGUAAUAGAAAAUGAAGAGUGAAAUCUUAGAACUCUCUUAAUCAUCCAAAAAUCAAAAACAUUUCAAAAAUUUAAUCUAAAUGUUUGAUGUGCUUCAGUAAAAACCUUUUAAGGCAUAAGAAUUUGAAACUAUUCUAAAGUUACUUUAGAGUAUUCCUAAAUAUGAUAGCAAUUUUGAAUUCAUUUCUGUAGGUGCGAAAGGUUUGGUCCUUGGAACUUUUAACAAAACUUUAGGAAUUAAAACAGUUUUAAAGAUUCAAUAAGUUCAAUCUAAGCAUGAAGUUGUUCAAGAAGUUGGAAUCAUGAGAGAUUGCUAAAUGCCUCUUGUCAUUAAGUUUUAUGGAUAUUUCUACUUGUCAGUCAAUAAAAAAGAUGAUUUUGUAGUUUAUGAGAUAGAGAAAUGUUCUGGUAACUUAAAAUAGUAUUUGACAAGACUUCAAAAAGAAAAUAUUGUGCUUACUGAUAAUCAAAAAAUGCAAAUUGCUGUAUAGAUUAUUGAUGUUGUAAAUUAUCUAAAUUAUAAUGGAAUUGUUCACAGAGAUAUCAAAUUAGAUAACAUUCUCUAUAUUGAAAGUUAAUCUGAUGUUCCUACAAUUAAAUUAACCGAUUUUGAUUAAUCUAGAAAGGUGCCUUAUGAAUUGUAUUAUAGAGAUGAUGAAUUAGUUAAAGACUACUUUCCAGUAUAAGGAAUUAGUGGCACAUUAGGGUAUAUAGCACCAGAAUUUUUCUAAAACAUUUUUUACACUUUUGAGUGUGAAAUAUUCUCAGUUGGAGUUUGUCUUGCUCUAUUAGAUAAUUUUGAGAAACUAGAACCUGUUAUUUUAAAAAAAGCACAAGAUUACUUUUUUGGAUUCAAAAUACCUUUUGAAUAAAAUUUUAAUGUAAAAGAAGAAUUAAUAAACAGAAAGAGUUAGAUUUAUGACAUCCUACUACAAACUGUUGUAUUUCAACCAAAGUAAAGGAAACCCUUAUCUUAGAUACUCCUUAACUUUUAAAAACAUGGAUAUUAUUAUUAUUCUCAAAUUUUUUCUCAAAUUUCAACUGUCACUUCAGAUCUUAAAUAUUUGAAAAUACUUUCUCUUGAUAACAAAAAUUAAAAAUUACUUAAAGGUGAUGCUAGAAAAAUCGCUUCCGAAAUAGCUAAAUGUCCUACUCUCUCUACUUUAAGCCUUUACCUCUAUAACAACAACAUAGGCUCAGAUGGGGCGAAAGCAGUUGCUUCCGAAAUAGCUAAAUGUCCUACUCUUUCCACUUUAAGCCUUGACCUUAGGUCUAACAACAUAGGCUCAGAUGGGGCGAAAGCAGUUGCUUCCGUAAUAGCUAAAUGUCCUACUCUCUCCACUUUAAGCCUUAAAAUCUCGGGUAAUAGUAUAGGCUCAGAUGUGGCGAAAGCAAUUGCUUCCGAAAUAGCUAAAUGUCCUACUCUCUCCACUUUAAGCCUUGACCUUGGGUCUAACAACAUAGGCUCAGAUGGGGCGAAAGCAGUUGCUUCCGAAAUAGCUAAAUGUCCUACUCUCUCCACUUUAAGCCUUUACCUCUAUAAAAACAAAAUAGGCUCAGAUGGGGUGAAAGCAAUUGCUUCCGAAAUAGCUAAAUGUCCUACUCUCUCCACUUUAAGCCUUGACCUUGGGGAUAAUAGUAUAGGCUCAUAUGGGGCGAAAGUAUUUGCUUCCGAAAUAGCUAAAUGUCCUACUCUCUCCAGUUUAAGCCUUUACCUUGGGAAAAAUAGUAUAGGUCCAGAUGGGGCGAAAGCAGUUGCUUCCGAAAUAGCUAAAUGUCCUACUCUCUCCACUUUAAGCCUUGACCUCUAGUGGAAUAGAAUAGGUUCAGAUGGGGCGAAAGCAGUUGCUUCCGAAAUAGCUAAAUGUCCUACUCUUUAAGAUUUAAGGAUUGAUUUAAGGAGUAAUUAAAUAAAUGGGGAUGUUUAGUUUAUGAAUCUUUUACCAAAAGAUAUUUAUUUAAAAGUUAAACAUUGA